Molecule: messenger RNA, 3442 nt
Organism: Lineus longissimus
Lineage: Eukaryota; Metazoa; Nemertea; Pilidiophora; Heteronemertea; Lineidae
Product: protein-glutamine gamma-glutamyltransferase K-like
Exons: 16
Coding region: 151-2451 (766 amino acids)
Biological process (GO): peptide cross-linking
Molecular function (GO): protein-glutamine gamma-glutamyltransferase activity
Source: RefSeq, a predicted model, not a curated record
UCACUGAGAUAUUCGGACGUUCAUCUGUAUAUCUGUCACUCCGACACUGUCGCAGUCCGACGCGCUUGUUUGAGAAACCUGCGGUGACCCACCCUUGGCUUGCGGUGUCGCAUUUUUCUUCUCGGAGAUCGGUCUAGCCACAUCAUCACCAUGUCUUCCUUCACCAGCGGCGGUGGCCUGAACGACGCACCUAAGCCAAUCCCUGUCGACAACAAUCCCGAAGCACCAACGGCAAGAAAAGUUGGCCCAGAUAAGGUCGAGACGACCCGGCGCGCCCCUCGGCCUCGGCCUGACCCUGAUCGGGGUUGCUUUGUACGUAGACCCGAUCCUGACGAAAACAACCGUGAUGACUCUAGACGCGAGAGUACACCAGAACCAUUGACCGAUGGCAUCCUGAAGACCGUGAAUGUCAACUUGAACGCGGAGAGCAACAGAAAAGCGCACCACACUGACGAAUAUGAGGUGCCAAACCUGGUUGUGAGGAGAGGUCAGGCGUUCGAGAUCACCGUCACCUACGAUAGGGCGAUCAACGAUGCGACGGACGAGAUCAAGUUCAUCUUCCAAACAGGUGACCACCCAAAGGUCAGCAAGGAUACCGAGAGCCAUGUUACCCCUGGCAAGUCUGUCAAAAACUCCGAAUGGGGCGCCCAGCACGUGGGCGAUAGCGGAAAUGACGUUACAUACAAGUUGAUGACGCCAGCCAACGCCGUCGUGGACGAAUGGUCGAUGAUUGUGCAGACGAUCUUUGACCAUAAGAAUAGGAAGAUGAACCGUUACCGCUACAAAGUCAAGGAUACAUUUUAUGUCCUCUUCAACGCUUGGUGCAAAGAGGAUACAGUCUAUAUGGCCAACGAAGAAGAGAGACAAGAGUACGUGUUGCAGCAGAUUGGUAUGAUAUGGAGAGGCAGCGCCGGGGCUAACGGGCCCAUGAUGUGGAAUUAUAAACAGUUUGACGAUGUGUGCCUGGAUGGUUCCCUUUUUCUUCUCAAGAAGAGUGGUUUUUCCGUACAGGCAAGAUCUAAUUCGGCCCUCACCUGUAGGGCACUCGCUCAGAUGGCGAACAGUAACAACAACGACGGAGGUGUCUUGAGCGGUAACUGGUCCGGUAACUACAAUGGUGGUAUCUCCCCAUCCACCUGGCAGGGCUCGGGGAGCAUCAUGGAGCAGUACAUGAGGACCAAGUCGGACGUCAAGUGGGCGCAGUGCUGGGUCUUUUCUGGACUUCUCACAACGCUGUGUCGGGCUAUUGGCAUCCCAACCAGGAGUGUGACUAACUUUGAGUCCGCUCACGACACCGACUCUAGCAUGACCAUCGACACACAUUAUGACAGUGUUACUUUGAAAGCGUUGGGAGGUGCCAUGGACGACUCGGUAUGGAACUUCCACGUGUGGAACGAAUCUUACAUGAAGCGUCUUGAUCUUCCCGAUGGUUACGAUGGAUGGCAGGCGCAUGACUCCACACCGCAGGAAGCCAGCGAGAAUCUCAUGCGCUGCGGUCCAGCGUCUGUUAUCGCCAUCAAAAAUGGUGACAUCCAUAUCAACUACGACGGCAAGUUCGUCUUCGCUGAGGUAAAUGGUGACCGUGUGUCUUGGAUCGUGGAGCCAGAUGGUAACAUGAUUGCCGUCCAGUCUGAAAUUGACACGGUCGGGAAGGAGAUGAGUACCAAGGCUGUGGGAAGGAUGGCAAGGAAUGAUGUGACUCAUGAGUACAAGCAUGCCGAAGGGUCGGAGGCAGAGAGAGCUGCCGUUGACAAGGCGAUGAAAUACAGCUCCAGGAGAGAGUUCCUCAAGAUAGAUGAAUCUAAGAAUGACUGCGCCAUGACACUGGAUGUCAGAUCGGAGCAGAAUGCUGACAUUACUGCAAUGAUCCGAGUCACCAACAACAGCAACGAGGAGAGGAACGUCAAGUUGAACAUCCAGGCGGUGGCAUCGUAUUACACCGGAAUGACUGGAGAGGACCUUAAGACGGUCAACUCGAACCUCAUCAUUGCCGCCAAAGGAAACGACAGGUACGAAAUGAAGAUUCCAGCGGCCGAGUGGAUUAACACUGUAGACGCUGACGCGACAGUGAAGUUGUUUGUGACAGGAAAUGUGAGCGAGACAGGCCAGGUGAUGACUAAACAAAAGGCUGCUGCUCUUGACAAGCCGGAGCUGAAAGUCACGGCGACCCCGCAGUCCGUCACCGCUGGCGAGGAGUUUGAAGUGACUGCGUCGUUCACCAAUCCCCUGAAACUCCCCAUCAACAAGGGGAUGUUUACCAUGGAGGGACCGGGUUCACAGAGAUCAUUCGAUGUUGAAGCCAAGAAAUCCAUUGCACCAGGCGAGACGGUGACAGGAAAAGCAAAGUUCACCCCACGAUUUGCCGGAAAGAAAGAGGUCGUUGUUGGUUUCAACUCCCGCCAGCUGACCGGUAUCAGCGGGGCCACGUCGGUUGUCGUCAAGAAGAAGUAGACCUGCGACAGUAUGUCGUCGCUUUGAGGAAUACGACAAAAUGUCGGCGGUGAUAUAAACUGAUAUGUAGAUGAAUGCUUGUUUGAUGCAGGUUUUUCGCGGAAGGGCUUAUGGGCAUUGCGCUUGUGUUGUAAAAUAGACUUCUUUCCGAACAUAACAUUACUCUUGUGCCAUACGUUGUUUUACUCCGCCCUUUUGCAGUCAUAAUCAAAUGGACAAGUCAGUGUGUGUCAUGGAUGGACCAUGCUAACUGCACGUGUGCGAUGCACGUACUUUACUUUGUUGAACUUCUCAUUUACCUUGCUGCGACAUGCGCACAUUUGCGGUGCGAGCUAUACACUCCUAAAAUGUAUUACACUGGCAGUUUCUGUAUGCAAUCACACCCACUAGAUAUAUUCUAAGCGGCCUUAAAAGUUUAAGUCGGACUUUUCUUUGUAUACUUCUCGCGCACUUGGCAGCAAAUGAUACCUUCUAGCCGCCUUAGAAAUUUAAAUGUUCAUUGCAACACGAAAUGCAACAAACGCUUAGGUAUCCGUAGAUUGUGACUAUAGUUUAUACAUGUAGAGGAAAAGGUAUACUCAUUUUUAUCUAGUUAUCGAAUAAUAUUCAGGUUAAAGUGGUUUCAGGUGACAUUAUUUCUUAGUAGCAUACGUUAUUGUAGUAUAUACAGUGGCCUAUCUCCAUAUACGGUAAGCGUUUCACGUGGCAUGUAUGCACUCACAGGGCCCGUUGUCUGUAGGAGAAAUGCUGGGACAAAGCAAAGGCCUUGUGCGAUAUACGCCGAGUUAGAUAUGAGCCGAGCCGUUACGGGACAACAAUCCAAUCGUCCGUGUGAGAUAAAACCGUAGGUCAAAGGGGAAGAUAUUUCCAAUACGCCAUAGUAACAGCUUUAUAUCUUUCUUCGCUUAUUAGCCUAAACCUUCAUAAAUGUCAAAAGUUACAACCUGUAACAAAUACUAGGCUGAUUAAAAAAUAAAACUAUUUAUCCAAA